GGGGUGGUUCUCAUCGCCGGCCGUAGAGCGGACGGCCGGCGCUGGCUCUACCCAAACCUCACCCUGCCAGGUCUCCCUGUGCACGGGCCCCCGGCGGGCGGAACGGCAGCGGCGGGGCCCGCGUUGCCGCAGGGGCGCUGUGGGGACGGACCAGGCGGGCGCAGCGCCGCCAUGGCCGCCCGCGUUCUGAACGUGAAUGUGGGUGUGCUGGGCCACAUCGACAGCGGGAAGACGGCGCUGGCGCGGGCGCUCAGCACCACUGGCUCUACCGCCGCCUUCGACCGAGCGCCGCAGAGCCGCGCGCGGGGCAUCACGUUGGACUUGGGAUUCUCUUGCCUACGCACCGCGCUGCCGCCGCAGCUGGGCCCGGGGCCUGGCGAGCUCCAGUUCACUCUGGUCGACUGCCCGGGGCACGCCUCCCUCAUCCGCACCAUCAUCGGCGGUGCCCAGAUUAUCGAUUUAAUGAUGCUUGUGAUAGAUGUGACAAAAGGGAUGCAGACACAGUCAGCAGAGUGCUUGGUAAUUGGACAAAUUGCCUGCCAGAAGAUGGUGGUAGUUCUGAACAAAAUAGAUCUCCUUCCAGAGGGGAAGAGACAGAGUGCCAUUGAGAAGAUGACUAAGAAAAUGCAGAAGACCUUGGAAAAUACCAAAUUCUCUGGGUGUCCUAUUGUUGCUGUUGCAGCAAAACCUGGUGGACCAGAAGCCCCAGAGUCUGAGAAUCCACUGGGUGUUUCUGAAUUAAUUGAGGUCUUGAAGUCUCAGGCUUACCUGCCAUCAAGAGACCCCUCAGGACACUUCCUUAUGGCAGUUGACCACUGUUUCUCUAUCAAGGGUCAAGGCACAGUGAUGACAGGGACUAUUCUUUCUGGCUCUGUUAGCCUUGGUGACAAUGUGGAGAUUCCUGCCCUGAAGGUGACAAAGAGGGUCAAGUCCAUGCAGAUGUUCCAUACUCCUGUGACCUAUGCAAUGCAGGGUGACAGAGUAGGUGUCUGUGUGACCCAGUUUGAUCCCAAACUGCUGGAACGAGGCCUAAUUUGCACCCCAGAUUCACUUCAGACCAUCCAUGCUGCCAUAAUUUCCUUGAAGAAAAUUCAGUAUUUUCGAGGAGCUCUUCAGACUAAGGCCAAGUUCCACGUCACAGUUGGUCAUGAAACAGUUAUGGGAAGAGUGAUGUUUUUCAGUCCAGACCCUGCUAACUUCAAUGAAGAAAUUCAAGGAAAUGUGUUUGAUUUUGAAAAAGAUUACCUUUAUCAAGAGGAAUAUUUGUCCAAAGACUCGGUUUCUUCAGAGGAGAACAAAGAAAAUGACCAGGCAGAAAUCCAGCUCCCAAAACAACAGUGGGCUUUGCUGGAGUUUGAAAAACCAGUCACUUGUCCUAAACUGUGCCUUGUGAUCGGCUCUAAGCUGGAUACAGAUAUUCAUGCCAAUACCUGCAGGCUGGCAUUCCAUGGGGUACUGCUCCAAGGCAUGGAAGACAAGAACUACACAGAGGCUUUCCUUCCAAAGCUGAAAGUGUACAAACGGAAGCACAAAGAAGGGCAAGUGGAAAGGGUGAUGGAUGAUUACAGUGUGAUUGGUCGUUCGUUGUUUAAAAAGGAAACAAACAUCCAGAUUUUUGUGGGUCUCAAAGUGAAACUAUCUACAGGAGAAGAUGGAAUAAUAGAUGGUGGUUUUGGACAAAGUGGUAAAUUUAAAAUCCGAAUUCCAGAUGGGCUGAAGCCAGAUACCAAGACGGUGCUAACUGCUGCCUCCAAGAAGAAAUCUAAGGGAGGGAAGGGGGAUAUGACCAAAGAGGAUGAAAGCAGCAAGAAUGAUUCAGCUCAGCCUGUUACUAUCUCUCUUAUCUUUAAAAGAUACAUUUUUGACACACAGAAGAAAAUGAUUCAAUCCUGAGGAAGCAAGAAAGGCCUCUGAUUACACCUCAAAGUCCAGACCCUGAAAUGCAUUGAGGUGGAAUGUGUUUCCUGUCCUAACACGUUAGACCUGUUCCUUCCUCACAAAAAGAGCCUGGAAGCUCAUGCUGACUGUGCCCCCUUUCAAAAUCUGUGCAAUCUCAUAUUGUUCUGUUCAAAUAUGCUUAUUUUGUCAUCUCUGUGAUGUGCAUCAUUUUGGCAUCUCAGAGAAUCUCACCUGCCAGGUGAGCACACUGGGGUUUACAUUCUAAUUGCACUGUUUUCCUGGAUAAUUGUGUUGAAGUUUCUCUUGAUUUAGAAGUUUCCCACCAGUAUUAAUCUAAAUCAAGUCAAGAUGUGAAUUUCACGUGACCCACAAAUAAAGCUGAUUAUUCUUAUUUCCUUGAGCAAAGUGGGAGACAGAAGGCCCACUAUUUAAUAGGUGAAAUCUAAAAUGGAUGUUUCACAUUCCUUCAGUUGGAACUCUCUAAGAUGCUAUCUGAGAGAUGGUAUGGGUGUUUUUUAUAAAUAUGAUUUAUAGCUAGAAAUGUUUUUCAUAUUAAACAUAAUGAUCUGUGUAGCUGAGAGUCUUAAUUGUUCUGUUUGCUGUUCCAAAGGUUCAGAAUUUAACUUCAGUGACAUUUUAUGUAACUUCUCUGAUUUUCCUGCUUGUUCUGCAAUGAAUCCCAUUCCAAAACUGGUGUUUUUGGGUUUUUUUUUGUAACCAAAAUGCCUUUGGUGUGUGAAAGAAAAAGUUGUCUCUGGAAAUAGUCAAGAGCUUCCUUUCAUUAAAAUAAUGAUAGAAGAUUGCUGCAUAAGCCUUGUAAAAUGAGUGUCUCCAAGAUGGAGCCAUUAGUUUUCAAUAGGGAUUUCAUAGUACUUUCUCUCAAUUUCAUGUCCUAGGCUCAUGAAAAGGAGAGCACUGGUAAUAUCCCGUCCUUGUUGCAUACAAAGGAUAGAACACCUUAACAUGAAAACUAACAGCAAUUCCACAGGAAGUCUUUGGUAACCAAAUGGAUUAUGAAUGUGUGUGCACAGUUCCAGUAUAAUAGAGGUUCCACCCAGGUCUACAACUGUGCUGUCUUCAGGGAAGGAAGGGUCCUCCUGCUGCAUUGGCUGCUGAUGACCUUGCAAGGGACAUGGAGCUGCUGGCUGUCACAGCACCAGAGGAAGCAGGGAAGGACACAACAGCAUCACAAGCCGAGGCAGAAAAAGCAGAAAAAGCAGCUGCAAUGCCAGAGGCAGAAAGCCUAGUGGAAGCAGGUCUGGGCAGGAAGGUGGUCACUCCUGGAGGAGCAGCGGCGAUUGUGGUGGGAGCAUCAGAAAACCCAGGGGCAGAAAGGGUUGUUGAAGCAUUUGCCAGGGCAGCAGAAAGAAUUGCAGUAUCAGAAGUAGCCAAGGUGUUGCAGUCAGCAAUAGCUGAGCUUAAAGAGAAGAGGAAGAACAUGUGGAUAAAGCCAUGGAACACCUCUCAGCAAGAAGAGGAUUGGAUGAAAGAGGAAGAGAUGAAAUGAAAUGGAGAGGUCAUACCUCCUAAUGGGAGGCUUGUACUAUCAUUCCUGGAAUGCAAUAGGGCUGCCAAUCACAACUCUUUUGUGACUCACUGUACUAUUAAAAAUAAAUAUAUGGUAAUUCUGCAUGCAAUA
Prinia subflava (tawny-flanked prinia) is the source of this 3538-nucleotide messenger RNA. It is a transcript of the gene EEFSEC, whose product is annotated as eukaryotic elongation factor, selenocysteine-tRNA specific. The coding region runs from base 172 to 1893 and encodes 573 amino acids. Gene Ontology annotation, molecular function: GTP binding; GTPase activity; translation elongation factor activity. The record is from RefSeq and is a predicted model, not a curated record. NCBI's taxonomy places the organism in Eukaryota, Metazoa, Chordata, Aves, Passeriformes, Cisticolidae. Gene Ontology annotation, biological process: selenocysteine incorporation. The transcript has 10 exons.